Ipomoea nil (Japanese morning glory) is the source of this 1200-nucleotide messenger RNA. RefSeq lists its product as uncharacterized. Bases 1 to 1200 code for a protein of 399 amino acids. The record is from RefSeq and is a predicted model, not a curated record. NCBI's taxonomy places the organism in Eukaryota, Viridiplantae, Streptophyta, Magnoliopsida, Solanales, Convolvulaceae. The transcript has a single exon.
AUGCAUAAUGCAUUUCUAAAUGGCCAUCUAGAUGAGACUGUGUACAUGAAGCAGCCACCAGGGUAUGAGGAUUCCUCGCAUCCCGACUAUGUUUGUCACCUUCAGCGCUCACUUUACGGCCUCAAACAAGCCCCUAGAGCUUGGUUCAAGAGGCUACAUGAUUUUUUGAUUUCUACAGGUUUUCUGCCGUCGAAAAUUGAUGUGUCACUCUUUCACUACACGGCCGGGGAUUCACGGGUUUUCUUGCUUGUCUACGUAGACGACAUCAUUAUGAUGGGGAAUGAUACGUCAUUACUGGACAUGAUGCUACGCCGUCUUUCCACCACUUUCAAAAUUCGGGAUCUCGGACCUCCGGGGUUCUUCUUGAGCAUUGAAACUCUGGCUCUAGACGGUGGUUAUCUUCUUUCACAGAAGCGAUACAUGGUUGAUAUCCUAAAACGAGCCGGUAUGACAGACUGCAAGCCGCUCAUGACCCCAGCUGCGGUCUCUCAUGUUACCACUUCCGUGUCACAGCCGUUUGACAACCCAACUCAGUAUCGGCGCAUUGUUGGGGCCCUACAGUAUCUCACUAUCACACGUCCGGAUCUGUCUUUUGCUGUGAACCGGCUUUGUCAGUAUAUGCAUUCCCCUACGGAUGAUCACUGGGGUCUUGUGAAGCGGGUCCUGCGAUAUGUAAAGGGGACUCUUCACUAUGGUUUACGUCUAACUCCUUUUGCUUCCUCGGCAAUUCAUGCCUUUUUCGACUCCGACUGGGCUAGCUGCCCACUCGACAGGAAGAGCACCAGCGGCUAUGCAGUCUUCCACGGCAGUAACCUCAUUUCCUGGCUCUCUCGGAAGCAGCGCACAGUGGCACGCUCAUCAACUGAGGCGGAAUACAAAGCCUUAGCAGAUGUCUCGGCUGAGGUUACAUGGGUUGUUUCUCUCCUUCGGGAGCUUGGGUUGCAUUCUGGACAACCACCGACUCUGUGGUGUGACAACCUCGGUGCCACCUAUUUAUGUGCCAACCCAGUUUUUCACGCCAGGACCAAGCACGUUGAGAUCGAUUUCCAUUUUGUACGCGACAAGGUUGCUUCUGGUGAGUUUGUUGUUAACUUUGUCUCCACCAAGGACCAGCUUGCAGACAUCUUUACAAAACCACUUCCCAGACCACGGUUUACAGCUCUGCGCACCAAGCUCAAUGUAGUUGCACACCCACCUUGA